This is a messenger RNA of Phascolarctos cinereus (koala), 2289 nucleotides long. RefSeq names its product ESX homeobox 1 (gene ESX1). NCBI's taxonomy places the organism in Eukaryota, Metazoa, Chordata, Mammalia, Diprotodontia, Phascolarctidae. The record is from RefSeq and is a predicted model, not a curated record. Gene Ontology annotation, biological process: regulation of transcription by RNA polymerase II. Gene Ontology annotation, molecular function: DNA-binding transcription factor activity, RNA polymerase II-specific; RNA polymerase II transcription regulatory region sequence-specific DNA binding.
CAGCGGAGAUGCAGAGGGCACGGCUAGUGCGCGACUCUGAGGUCCCUGGCACUAGCCAGGACGCCCUGGCUGGAGACAGGCCAGUGGAGGAGGCACCUUUCCGAAGGCUCUGGCCUUUGCCUCCUCGCUCAGCUGUGUCCACGCCUUGGCGUCCGUUCCAGGGCCAGAGGGUUCUUCCAGAGGCUGCAAACCCAGCAGAGGCGCUCUCACAGCCUGGGAAUGAAGAAAGAGUAGACGGUGCAGAAGUCGGUGUCGGUGUCGGUGACAGAGAAGACAGGGGCGACGACGGCGACGUCACGAGGAUGCUGUUGGCCGGUGCCCGAAAACCAAUGGGUCCGCCCGCUCAGGCCCCACAGCUUCCUCCACAGCCCGUGAUGCCGGUCCCGGGCGGCCCCGGGGCCUUGGCCCCCGAGGGCAACCCAGUGCUGCCUGCUUUCCAUCCGCCGCUGCCCAUAGGCGACUUCCGUGCACCAGACCCGCUGCCGGUACCUGUCCUGGUCCCGGUCCCGGUCCCGGUGCCUGUGGGGGCUCAAUCUGGCCAGUCGCAAACUCUGCAUGUGCUCACUUAUUUCGUUGACGAAGUCAUGGCUCAGAAUCCGGAACGCGCACAAGCAGCUCGGCAAGGUGACGAUACCCAGGCAGUCGCACCCGAGUGGGCGGCUGAGGGACCCCAAGCCCCUGCGGAGGCAGGAGGUGAAAGAGAGCAGGUUGAUGACCGAAGACGAAUUGACAUCCCCUUUGCCGGCCUGGGCCUGGGCUUCGGCGUCGAGGUUCAGGCAGGGCUGGAAGAACUCGUGGAAGCUGGCUGGAUGGGAGGAGAAGAAGGGGCAGCGGCGGCAGCAGCUGCAGCUGCAGUGGCAGCAACUGAAGGAAGAGGCAGAAAGAGAAGAGGGCGUCCCCGACGCCAGGAGCAGCCCGGUGGAGCGGAAGCGCCCGCGGCCGCGGGAGCAGCGGGGGCCAGAGCUGGAGUGGCCCCAGAAACUGGAGAAGCCGCAGCAGCUGAAGCAGCCCCAGAUGCCGAAGCAAACCCGCCAGAAGCGGCAGAACCUGGGCCGGCCGGCGAACCCCAGAAAAAGAAGCAGCACCGCUGCCGCACCACCUUCACUGCUCUCCAGGUGGAGGAGCUGGAGCGCGCCUUUCAGCAGUCUCAAUACCCAGACAUCAUCACCAGAAAAGAAUUAGCUGCUCGCCUGGAGCUGACUGAAUCCAGAGUUCAGGUUUGGUUUCAGAACCGUAGGGCCAAACUACGGAAGCGUGAGAAAAAAGAGAUGUUCAGACGCUUCUCAGCCUUCACCAUCACCCAGCCUAUAGGCUUCUACAGAGAUAUGCAAUUUCCUGAAAACCCCACGGAUGCUGCCUGGAGGGUCCAGCAUUUUGGCGCAGCCAUGCCACACAUGCCACCACCAAUGGCACCACCUAUGGCACCACCCAUGGUGCCACCUGCAGCACCAGCCGUGGCCCCACCCAUGGCCCCACCUGCAGCACCAGCCAUGGCCCCACCCAUGGCCCCACCUGCAGCACCAGCCAUGGUCCCACCCAUGGCCCCACCUGCAGCACGAGCCAUGGCGCCACUCAUGGCCCCACCAAUGGGGGCACCAGUCAGGGCCCCACCUAGGGCACCAGUCAUGGCCCCACCUGGGGCACCAGUCAUGGCCCCACCUGGGGCACCAGUCAUGGCCCCACCUGUAGCACCACCUGGGGCACCAGCCAUGGUCCCACCUGGAGGCCCAGUCAUCGCCCAAGGCAAUGUAUCAUCUGUUGGUGUCAGCAGCGUGACCUGGACCUCUAUGUUCGGAGGUCCUCUUUUAAACCCCCCAUUUGGAAGGUAUGGCCUAAAUUGAGUUCUCAAUAUCUCCUUCUCAUAGAGCACGGGCAAGGGUUUAUUUUCAAAGUGUGAGAAUCUCAAGUGCAUUUGAAGUUGUGUAUGUGUUGGUCUUUCUUUUGCAAUACCAGUGAUACCCCAAUAAUACCCUUAAUAAUACCCUAGCAAUGGUAGCAUAUUAACACUGAGCCCACAGGCCCCAUAGUACCAGACUGCCCCCCACCCUUUCACCACAAGCACAUGCUGGAUAGCUUAAUGUGCAGUCUCUGGCUAGAGACCUGGGAUUUUUUCUGCAGCUCUGAGGCUUCCUAGGCUCCAUAUGCUAUUGAUACCCUGGCUAUCAUGAGCCAGUUUUUGUUUUCCAUAGUUCUUUCAGCCAGACAUUCGGCAAUACAAAGCUUCUUCAAUGCAGAUGAAUGUUAGUUAUGAACGUAGUUGUAUUACCAUGAAGCAACUGUAACUGCAGC